GCAGACAGGUGUAGAGAUGCGGCUUGGAAAAGGAGAGCAAAACGGCUGAGGGACAGAGACAGCAGGCGGAAUAAAGCAAAGAGAGUGAGAGAGGAGAAAGGCAGCACACACAGAGCAGUUGGAUGCUGACAAGCUCGCAGGCGGAGGAGACCGAAGACGCUCACACUCCGCAGGACCGGCCGCUGCAUCAGUGAUGAGGACGUUGGAGGACAGGAGCAUCUUUGCAGCGGCAGCUUUGACAUACCGAGGUGAACACUAAUGGUGGAGGACAGAAUCACGUGGCAGCGCUGAAGGCUCCUUUGCAAUCCGCAUAUGGAAUGUUUUGAACCAACUGUAAAUCAUUAAAGAGGAGAAAAACCAGAGUGGUCAUGGAUUUCAACGACAGCCACAAGCCAACUGGGCUUCCCUUCAACACAAGCGUGGACUACGAAGACUACUACCAGGAUCCCGACGCCAGCAACAUCAUCAUCCCGUCCAUCUACGCUCUGGUCUGCUGCGUCGGCCUGACGGGCAACGCCAUGGUCAUCUACGUCAUCCUCAAGUACGCCAAAAUGAAAACGGCCACAAACAUUUACAUCCUCAACUUGGCCAUCGCCGACGAGCUCUUUAUGCUGAGCGUUCCCUUCUUGGCAACCUCGGCCGCCGUGCGCCACUGGCCCUUCGGCUCGCUCAUGUGUCGCCUGGUGCUGAGCGUGGACGGCAUCAACAUGUUCACGUCCAUCUUCUGCCUCACCGUGUUGAGCGUGGACCGCUACGUGGCUGUCGUGCACCCCAUCAAGGCGGCACGCUACCGCAGGCCCACCGUGGCCAAGGUGGUGAACGUCUGCGUGUGGGGGCUGUCGCUGCUCGUCAUCCUCCCCAUCAUUAUCUUCGCCGACACCGUGCCGGCUCACGACGGCGCUGUGGACUGUAACUUCUUGUGGCCCGAGGCGGCAUGGUCUGAAGCCUUUGUGGUCUACACUUUCCUUCUGGGCUUCCUGCUUCCCGUGGGGGCCAUUUGUUUGUGCUACUGCCUCAUGGUGGCCAGGAUGCGAGCAGUCGGGUUGAAAGCCGGCUGGCUCCAACGGCGGCGCUCCGAGAAGAAGAUCACCCGCAUGGUGCUGCUGGUGGUCGCCGUCUUCGUCCUCUGCUGGAUGCCCUUCUACAUCGUUCAGCUGGUCAGCGUCUUCCACCGCCCCCCAGACCCUAUGGUGACACAACUCUUUGUCAUCCUCAGCUACGCCAACAGCACCGCCAACCCUAUUCUCUACGGCUUCGUGUCGGAUAAUUUCCGGCGCUCCUUCCAGCGCAUCGUGUGUUUCCGCUGGCUGGAGUCCGGCAUGGACGCGGAGCAGGUGGACUACUGCGCCGUUGCCGUGAGGGGACAAGGGCCCACCUGCGGACCGCUCGAUUUUCCCAAAGAACUAAUGGCCUCUGACAUGGUGUUCCGCAAUGGAACGUAUACCUCACGCACAACCACCGUGUAACGAAAUAAGACUGUCGCCAAAACGUGUUUAAAAAGCUUCAAACAAGUAAGAAUCACAGUACAAAAAAAAGGAAUGUCAUGGGAGUUACGUGGAUUACAAAAGCUUUAAAAGUGUUCUAUGGAUACCAAGUGUUUAUACAACGUGUUGUCUCAAUUAUAUAUUCCAUAUUUAAUCUUACCUGUGGAUCCAAAGCUAAU
Molecule: messenger RNA, 1663 nt
Organism: Entelurus aequoreus (snake pipefish)
Lineage: Eukaryota; Metazoa; Chordata; Actinopteri; Syngnathiformes; Syngnathidae
Gene: sstr1b
Product: somatostatin receptor 1b
Exons: 2
Coding region: 369-1466 (365 amino acids)
Biological process (GO): neuropeptide signaling pathway; cellular response to glucocorticoid stimulus
Cellular component (GO): neuron projection; membrane
Molecular function (GO): somatostatin receptor activity; neuropeptide binding
Source: RefSeq, a predicted model, not a curated record